GACGCCGGGUCACCUAGGGGCGGCCAGGCGAGUGCGCAGGGGGCUCGCUCUCCCCGGGGUGCCUAGCGGCCGCCGCCACCUCUAAAGACCAACUGCCGGCUGCAGCUGAUUUAUGAGGAAUCCAAGAUGAACUUGGAGCAGGAGAGGCCGUUUGUCUGCAGUGCUCCGGGCUGCUCCCAGCGUUUCCCGACAGAGGACCAUCUCAUGAUUCAUCGGCACAAGCAUGAGAUGACUUUGAAGUUUCCUUCAAUAAAAACAGACAAUAUGCUCUCAGAUCAGACUCCAACACCCACGAGAUUCCUGAAGAACUGCGAGGAGGUGGGUCUCUUCAGUGAGCUGGACUGCUCCUUCGAGCACGAGUUCAGGAAGGCUCAAGAAGAAGAGAACAGCAAGCGGAAUAUCUCCAUGCAUAAUACGGUUGGCGGGACCAUGACGGGACCUGGAGCUCACCAGCUGGGCAACACUCGGAUGCCCAACCACGACACCAGUGUUGUGAUUCAACAAGCCAUGCCAUCUCCCCAGUCCAGCUCAGUCAUCACGCAGGCUCCCUCUACCAACCGCCAGAUCGGGCCUGUCCCAGGCUCUCUAUCAUCUCUGCUCCAUCUCCACAACAGACAGAGGCAGCCCAUGCCGGCCUCCAUGCCUGGGACCCUGCCCAACCCCACCAUGCCAGGAUCUUCUGCCGUCUUGAUGCCCAUGGAGAGACAAAUGUCGGUGAACUCCAGCAUCAUGGGCAUGCAAGGCCCCAACCUCAGCAACCCCUGUGCUUCUCCCCAAGUCCAGCCAAUGCAUUCAGAAGCCAAAAUGAGGUUGAAGGCCGCGCUGACCCACCACCCCGCUGCCAUGUCGAAUGGGAACAUGAGCACCAUCGGACACAUGAUGGAGAUGAUGGGCUCCCGGCAAGACCAGACGCCACACCACCACAUGCACUCGCACCCGCAUCAGCACCAGACGCUGCCGCCCCACCACCCCUAUCCGCACCAGCACCAGCACCCCGCACACCAUCCCCACCCACAGCCUCACCACCAACAGAACCACCCGCACCACCACUCCCAUUCCCACCUUCAUGCACACCCGGCACACCACCAGACCUCGCCACACCCGCCCCUGCACACCGGCAACCAAGCACAGGUUUCACCAGCCACACAACAGAUGCAACCAACCCAGACCAUACAACCGCCCCAGCCUACAGGGGGACGCCGGCGAAGGGUGGUGGAUGAGGACCCGGAUGAGAGGCGGAGGAAAUUUCUGGAAAGGAACCGGGCUGCCGCCACCCGUUGCAGACAGAAGAGGAAGGUCUGGGUGAUGUCACUGGAAAAGAAAGCAGAAGAGCUCACCCAGACAAACAUGCAGCUUCAGAAUGAAGUGUCCAUGUUGAAAAACGAGGUGGCCCAGCUGAAACAGCUGUUGUUAACACAUAAAGACUGCCCGAUCACAGCCAUGCAGAAAGAAUCACAAGGAUAUUUAAGUCCAGAGAGCAGUCCUCCCGCGAGCCCUGUCCCUGCAUGCUCGCAGCAGCCAGUCAUCCAGCAUAACACCAUCACUACGUCCUCCUCGGUCAGCGAGGUCGUGGGGAGCUCCACCCUCAGUCAGCUCACGACUCACAGAACAGACCUCAACCCUAUUCUUUAA
Arvicola amphibius (Eurasian water vole) is the source of this 1632-nucleotide messenger RNA. RefSeq names its product cAMP responsive element binding protein 5 (gene Creb5). The transcript has 11 exons. Gene Ontology annotation, molecular function: cAMP response element binding; DNA-binding transcription factor activity, RNA polymerase II-specific. The coding region runs from base 127 to 1632 and encodes 501 amino acids. The record is from RefSeq and is a predicted model, not a curated record. Lineage: Eukaryota; Metazoa; Chordata; Mammalia; Rodentia; Cricetidae. Gene Ontology annotation, biological process: regulation of transcription by RNA polymerase II.